AGCCCGAGCGCGGGGGCGGCCGCCGGUUGGCCGUGUGGAGCCCCGGAGCGGGUCGUCCACAUCUUGGUCAGAGCCAGCGACUGAGGGGACUGGUGCUGAAUCCCGGAACAGCCUGGGCUGGUGCUAGACAGGCAAUCCCGAAUGCUAUACAAGUUGACCGGGUCUCCUAGCAACCUUCUUUAGGAACCUUGCCGGUAUUCGAUUGGAAAACAGGACAGAAGGCCUGCAAUUGAUGAGUUUACCUUGGGAGGACGUCGGAAGGUGAAGUCAGACGUUAGCAUGGGUCAGAAGGUCACCGGGGGAAUAAAGACUGUGGACAUGAGGGACCCUACAUACCGGCCCCUGAAACAAGAGCUCCAGGGCCUGGAUUACUGUAAGCCCACGCGGCUGGACUUGCUGCUGGACAUGCCCCCCGUGUCCUACGACGUCCAGCUGCUCCACUCCUGGAAUAAUGAUGACCGCUCACUCAAUGUGUUUGUGAAGGAGGAUGACAAACUUAUCUUCCACCGGCAUCCGGUGGCCCAGAGCACGGACGCCAUCCGGGGGAAAGUGGGGUACACGCGUGGGCUUCACGUGUGGCAGAUCACGUGGGCCAUGCGCCAGCGCGGCACACAUGCAGUCGUGGGGGUGGCCACAGCAGAUGCCCCCUUGCACUCCGUCGGGUACACGACCCUGGUGGGUAACAACCACGAGUCCUGGGGCUGGGACCUAGGGCGGAACAGAUUGUACCAUGAUGGGAAGAACCAGCCAAGUAAAACCUACCCCGCCUUCCUAGAACCAGACGAGACUUUCAUCGUGCCGGAUUCUUUCCUGGUGGCCCUCGACAUGGAUGAUGGGACGCUGAGCUUCAUUGUCGAUGGGCAGUACAUGGGCGUGGCCUUUCGGGGACUCAAGGGCAAAAAACUUUACCCAGUAGUUAGUGCUGUCUGGGGCCACUGUGAAAUACGAAUGCGUUACUUGAAUGGACUUGAUCCUGAACCACUGCCUCUAAUGGACCUCUGCCGUCGGUCCGUCCGCCUCGCCCUAGGGAAGGAGCGCCUGAGUGAGAUUCAUGCCCUGCCCCUGCCAGCAUCCCUUAAGGGCUACCUACUCUACCAGUGAUGCACCAGCUCAAAGCCUGCCGCCAUGUGGGAGCAGGAAUCAGGAAAUCCAACUGUGCAAACCCACUGAGCCGCCACUGGGGUCCACAGCCCCCCUUUACCCUACCCACACCCUACCAACGUUCCCUCUUCCUUCAUCUGGCUGUUCCAACCUCACGAGGCAAGAUUUCCUCAUCCUUUCUUGAAUCCCAAUCUUCCGCCAGAUAAAGACAGACCCUAAAAGCAGGCUCAUCUAGUCUUCCUCCCUUGGAAAUGGCCUCUUGGAGUGUGGGCAGACGAGUGUCCUUUGUAUAUCUGGAUUUUAUUUUCCCUUCUUAAAAAAGAGAGACUUUGUUUCUACAGAAGUAAUAAGGUGUGUCCUGGUCAGCUCCAGGGGUAGGAGUACGGAGCCCACAGCUUCUGCCCGAACAGGACAAGCCGUCGUCUCCAGAGGAUUCCAGGGCUUGAUGAUGGCCAGUUGGGGAAAAGUAACCAUACUGGCAGUAAGGAGGCCAGGAAGCAUCGAGGGUGCUUGGAAAUUGACCGAUGACUUCCCUUGGGUGGCAAGCAUAGAACCUCGUGGGUUACUUCUGCACAGGAAACGCCACCGUUAACAAAGCUGCCAAUGCCAAAAACUCAUUCUGGACACUUAAAAAAAAUAAAGAAAGAAAAGAAAACGGGACCCUGGAAAAAGGCCGGAAAGCAACUAGCGUCAUUCCCUAAGAUGUUGUCUCACCCUGUACUCUGUAUUUAUUCUUUCACCAACAAAAAUCAAUUUAUUUAUUCCACAUAGAAAGAAAACAUAUCUCUUUCUGUCCAACGUGUGUCUUGUUGCUCUCCCAUCUCCCCCCCUCCAUGUGCUAUAUCACCUGCCCUUGGCCAAGCGGUGUAGGUAUAGGUAUGAGGGCUUCUUUGGUGGGUGGGUUUUGUUAUCUUGGCCUGUAGCUCCAAGGGGAGGUUCGGGUUGGGCCAGAAGCUUGCCAGGACAGCUCCUUCCUCAGGCUACAGGUUUCACGUGCAAUAGUGAUGCCUUCAACGGUCCCCUGAAGCAGCUCUAACAGCCUGCCACCCUCCUCCUUCAUUGCCUCUUACCUCUUGGCCAGACAUCUUUGCCCAGGAUAGUUAGACAUGCUGUCGUGAUGGGUUUUUUGUUUUUUUUUUUGUCCUCAGGUUGUUCAAAUAUCUCAGCUAGGCUGCCAUCAUCAUCCUCCCCAGCUUUGGUAGUCUGAGAAAAUGUACAUUUUUGAUACUUUGUCCAUUGGGGAGGAGAGAGAGAGAGAGAGAGAGAGAGAGAGAGAGGAGAGGGAGGGGGGAGAGAGAGAGAAUGAGAGAGAGAGAGAGAAAAAAGAGAUAUACAGGCAGUAGUUAGAUUCUUUACCACCAUCCCCCCCAAGCCAGAAUGGAGAACCUGGAAUAUUGGUCCUGAGAGCAGACCCAACAUCUAGGCAGGUCCCCAGUUCAAAUGCAGCUCCCCUGGUCAUUUCUUCCUGGGCUGAGGAAAAAUGUGUCAAGAGCUGCCCCCUUCCUGGCAAUUCCUCCAAGGUGCAGGCCGAGAUGUGGCACCCCCCAUCCCUACCCCUUUAUUUUGCACAUUUUGUUAAUUUUGAAAUCAGUUUUGGAAUCCAACUUUUGGUUCAGUUCUGUACAGGUACAAUAGAUGACUUUAUUUGUUUAAAAUGUUUAAUAUAUAUAUUUGUCUAUGUAAGAGAUGUUUUGAACAGCUGCUGUUGGAUACCUUUUUUAAAAAAAAAAAUUCUACUUGGAGAAUAUAUUUUUAAAAAGCAUAGAAUUGGUGCCAAGCCCGCGUGGGGAGUCAAAAUUGCCUCCCCCCAAACCGUUACUGUUUGUUGCUGUUAUUUUUUUAAGGAAGAGAAGAACACACACACACACACACACACACACACAGUCUCUCUCACUCCCUUGUCAGAUGAUAGGUCUUUUGCUCAUUUCUGUUACAGGGUGGGACACACACUCGAGAGAGAAUUCACCGAGUAGACUCCAUCGAUGGAUGCCUGGUCCCAGUUGUCUUCCACCGACGCUGGAAAUGUUGCAAUGUCACCGUCCCCCUGCCCCCCACCUCUCCUCUCCUUUCAGGUUCAGCCCCCUCCCCCUGUAUUGCCAUCCCAGUACAUAAUUGCUUUGUUUGGUUUUAAAACUCCUUUCUAUUUUAUGACUGUAGAAAAUACUCAGUAACCUAAUAAUAAAACAAAGUUUAUUAAAUUUGAA
Messenger RNA from Vombatus ursinus (common wombat), 3305 nucleotides. RefSeq names its product splA/ryanodine receptor domain and SOCS box containing 1 (gene SPSB1). Gene Ontology annotation, biological process: proteasome-mediated ubiquitin-dependent protein catabolic process. NCBI's taxonomy places the organism in Eukaryota, Metazoa, Chordata, Mammalia, Diprotodontia, Vombatidae. The record is from RefSeq and is a predicted model, not a curated record. Gene Ontology annotation, cellular component: SCF ubiquitin ligase complex. Gene Ontology annotation, molecular function: protein binding.